Zerene cesonia (dogface butterfly) is the source of this 3072-nucleotide messenger RNA. Its product is annotated as E3 ubiquitin-protein ligase ZNF598-like. Gene Ontology annotation, biological process: rescue of stalled cytosolic ribosome; protein ubiquitination. Lineage: Eukaryota; Metazoa; Arthropoda; Insecta; Lepidoptera; Pieridae. Bases 155 to 2599 code for a protein of 814 amino acids. The transcript is spliced from 10 exons. Gene Ontology annotation, molecular function: ribosome binding; ubiquitin protein ligase activity. The record is from RefSeq and is a predicted model, not a curated record.
ACACACGGCAAUGUCAAAUCUGACACUGUAGUCUUCCCUUCAUUAUUGAAGUCUGAAAUUUUCGCAAGUUAAAAUCGACUUUUAUCGCUGUAAGACUCGUAUUGCCGUUCCAGCAAUUGUUCUUCUAAUUUCUUCAUUAAAACUUGUGGAAAUUAUGGCCGAUUCGCAAGGAAACGAUAAUACUACAUGCGUUGUAUGCUUUAAGAAUGUGGUGUACUACUCUAUUGGAGAAUGUGACCAUCCAGUUUGCUUCGAGUGUUCAACACGCAUGAGAGUGCUGUGUUUGCAAAAUGAGUGUCCUAUAUGUCGUCAAGACCUUGCCAAGGUGGUGUUUACGGAUACCGUUAAGCCAUAUAAAGAGCUUCGAAACAAGGUGUUUACUGACAAACUCUUUGAAAGGCAAUUUAAAAUAGGGUUUUGCAGCGAAGAAAUCAAAAAAUCCUAUGAAGCCUUGCUACAAAACCAUUGCAAGAUCUGUGAUAACAUACCCCCUUUUCGUACAUUCACUAUGCUAAAUGACCAUAUGAAGAGAGUACAUGAAAGGUACUUUUGUGAUUUAUGUGUGAAGCACUUGAGGAUUUUUACAAGCGAAAGAAAGUGCUACACACGUCAGGAACUGGCCCAUCAUCGACGGAAAGGUGAUCUUGAUGAUACAUCCCACAGAGGUCAUCCACUUUGUGAGUUUUGUGAAGAACGUUUUAUGGACGCAGAUGAAUUGUACCGACAUUUGCGUAAGGAGCACCUAUACUGCCAUCUUUGUGAUGUUGAUGGACGCAAUUUGUACUACGCCUCGCACUCUGCGCUUGCGCACCAUUUUCGCACGGAGCAUUAUCUCUGCGAAGAGGGGGAAUGUGCAGGACAACACUUGACAGCUGUGUUUAGAAGUGAAAUUGAUCUCAAAGCUCACAAGGCAACUGUGCACGGGCGCGGUAUGAACCGCGGGGCGGCUCGGCAAGCUCGUACUCUGGAACUGCAGUUCAAUAUUACUCCUCAUCCUACUGCCGUGGUACAACGGGUUACCAGGGAGCGGCCAGAGCCGCGCUCGCCGUCGCCGCCGCCGCCGCCGGUCGCGGCGCGCAUCGACCCGGCGAGCGAUGAGCAGUUCCCGCGGUUAUCGGCCGCUGCGCCCGCGCCUGCGCCGCUGCUCGCCGCACCUUCUAGAGCCUAUAAAGGUUCUGGAGGGUUGGCCCGUAACGACCGCAACUUUCCGGCGCUGGACGGGGCGGGGCCGUCGCGAGCGCCUGCUCCAAGACCGAACGCACCCGUUGCCGCUACGGUGCUGAGAAAUUCUAAACAGCCAAGCGUGUCGAUCCAAGUGCACAGCCAGCCGGCAAGUGCUAGCAACUUCCGGUUGACACAGACAAGUGGAAACCGCAUCACCAUCCCGAAGAAGCCACUAAACGAUGAGGACUUCCCCUCGCUGCUGGGGCCCAGGGACGACCACCCCAGCCUUGGUGCGGCCUCUCUACAGCCAGCCAAGGUAACACUGAUUAACAGUGAUGAAAUGCAAUCACUGAAAAAGCAACCAAGCCAUCAGCAUAAGAAAGCCCAACUGAGUAGCGAGGCGUUUCCCGCGCUUUCAUCGUCUUCUGCACCGACCACGCCUCCGCAGUGGAUAACUGUUUCCAAGUCGAAGGACAAGUCGAAGCAGACCCGCAACCAAAUGGAACCGAACCCGCCGCCCAGGGAACCAACUUUCAACCCUGUCGCAGACUUCCCCACUUUGCCAGUAAACACAAAAGCAAAGAAGAAAUCCCAAGCAGUCCCACUCCAGAUAUCGAGACCCCAGCCCGCUCCGCCCCAACCUCAAACCAACACACAGUCACAUAACGAGGACACUAAAAACAAAAACAAAAAGAAACGGAACGCCAAUUUCAAUGCUCAGAAAGAGAAAGAGAAAGAGAACGACACAGUCGUUAAUGGAGUGACCGAGCGGAACGAGUACAUAGUGGCGAGUGUCAACAACAACAAUAGUAGCGGGGAAUCCGAUAGAAAGAUCAAGACCAUCACUGACAAAAACAAUACUAAUGCGACUACGAGAACUGGAAAUGGGGACUUUUCGUUGAAGUCCAAAGAAUAUCCGCCCCUUAAUCCGAAGGCUGAUAGUUUUGUUCCCCCACCAGCCGCAAGCAGGCCUACGAUGAACGGCAGCGUGCCUCCAGGAUUUAAGAAGCGUCCCCCGUGCGACGGGAUGACUUUCACCAACUCGGCGGGACAGACGUUUCCCGCGCCCGUGCACCAGUACAUGCCGCCGGCAAACUUUGAGAGCAGAAAUCGUGCGCUAGUCAAGAAGUUCGCUUCCGCUUUAGGUACGAGCGAUGCGGUGGAAGAUUUCAAAGUCGCAUCUCGAGCGUUCAGAGACAGCAUUAUCAGCGCGGAGGAGUUCUACCAACAUUGUAAAACUGCCCUGGGGAACAAAUUUGAGGAACUGUUCCCGGAAUUGGUCGCUCUCUUGCCAGAUAUAGCAAAGCAGCAAGAGUUGGUCGUAGGGAAGAAUAUAAGCGCAUUGGACGUGUGCCCUACGUGCGGACAGGUGAUCUCGAACGCAGACGCCAUUUCCCAUGACACGGCCCACUGGCCACCUCUAGCCCCACGUUAGAUGUAUAUUGUGAUACUAUUUAAAUUUGUUUGUGUUCACACUCGGGUACUAAAUUAUAAAAUUACAAGGUGCUUACCGCUUCAUCUUUCCAUACUUAUAUUGCGAUCCGAUUUAAGCCAUUUUUAAUUUUUGUUACUUUACGUAUUUGUCGCCUAUAGCUUAAGUAGAAGAGAUUGUAUAUACAACUAAAUUAUAUCACAGUUAUAAGAUGAAUGUGAUUAGCAUGUUACAUGGUGUAAAAUAUAUUGUUUAAAAGUUAUCUAUUUUUGUAUUAUCCAACUGGACAAGUUUUAAUUUUGUGUUAUAUAUUUUUGUUAUAGAACUUAUUAUUUCGUUAUAACCCUUGGUAUAAUUGUAAAUAAAAAAAAACAACACAUUUCUUCGACAAAUAUAAUAAAACAAGCAACAAAUACAAAUGCUUUUGUAAUAUUUUCUCCUUAUACCACUUGCGACCAUAUUAUUGGCCUCCUUUG